Molecule: messenger RNA, 633 nt
Organism: Prunus avium (sweet cherry)
Lineage: Eukaryota; Viridiplantae; Streptophyta; Magnoliopsida; Rosales; Rosaceae
Source: RefSeq, a predicted model, not a curated record
AUGCCGCGACGUCAAACUUUCGCUACUAUAAUAAUCACCACCUCUAUUUUGAUCCCCUUCAUCUUGGCCAACCCAUUCCACCUCUCGAGGCACGACGUUCAUCAUAUCAAUCAUGUCGAAAAGGUGACUGCCAAAUCCAAUGCUAAUCCCCAUGCCGGGAAUGGCAUUGGAACAAGCAUUGACGGUAUUGCAAAUGCCGCCAAUGACAUUGUCAAUGACAUUGUCGACGCAUUGAAACCGAACAACGAAAACUACACAGAAUACCCGCCGCCCGCGCUAGCCCAAGAGUUCAUCAUGGCACAUAACGAGAUUCGAAAGGCCGAGAACGUGCCACCCUUAGUAUGGAAUGAGACGUUGGCCCAAUUCGCAGAGGAUUGGGCCAAGAAGCAGACCGAUUGUGGUAUGCGCCACUCGAAGGGCCAAUACGGGGAGAACUUGUUCUGGGGUUUUAAGUCCCAUUGGUUGCCGAGAGAGGCAGUGGAGGAUUGGGCUCAUGAGAAGCAAUUUUACAAUAGAGAAAAGCGACAAUGCUCCCAAGACAAAGCUUGCGGCCACUACACGCAGAUUGUAUGGAAGACCACUCAACAAGUUGGGUGCACUCGGCUCUCCACUUUCUCCUCCUCCUACUCCUAG